This is a messenger RNA of Hemicordylus capensis (graceful crag lizard), 1614 nucleotides long. It is a transcript of the gene FGFBP1, whose product is annotated as fibroblast growth factor binding protein 1. Lineage: Eukaryota; Metazoa; Chordata; Lepidosauria; Squamata; Cordylidae. The transcript is spliced from 2 exons. Gene Ontology annotation, biological process: cell-cell signaling. Gene Ontology annotation, molecular function: growth factor binding. The record is from RefSeq and is a predicted model, not a curated record. The coding region runs from base 120 to 824 and encodes 234 amino acids.
UCUACUACCACACUGUAAUCUGGGAAAAAAAGAAAAAAUCAACACUUACAAGGCUGCCCGGGCAUAUUUCCAGAAGGUGUGUCUGCAGGAGCAAAUAAGUUUGAAAACUAACAGGAGCCAUGAAGAUCACACAUUUUGCUCUUCUGGGUGCACUGAUUGUCUUGGCUCAGAUGAGACAAGGUGACUGUGAAAGACAGAAAGAGAGAAACAAGGAAAGGGCAAGUCGUGGAAAAGGUGGAAGGCCAGAGCCUGGAGCCAGUGACCAGAACAGAAGGGCUCAGAAAACCCAUGGACAGAAAGGCUCCCUGAAAGGCAAGUUUGUCAACAAGGAGAAAGCUGAAUGCACUUGGGCACUGAAUGAAGCAGAGACUACUACCUUAAAAGUAGAUUGCAAAGUGGGGGAAAGCAGCUUCUCCUGUGAAUUUGCAGGCAACCCAUCCACCUGUCCACAAUAUUCAGAAAACAGGAAGGCCUUCUGGAAGCAAAUUACCAGAUCUCUCAAGAAGCAGAAGAAGAUCUGUGAGGACCCAAAGAGCAUCUUAAAAUCUAAAAUAUGUAAGAGAGGGCCAUCAAGUGCCCACUUUAGACUGAUAACAUCACAGAGUCCCAAAGAAGAAAUGCCAGCUCACCAUGGAAGGGAAGCAACUCUGGCACCCAUGCCUCCUGCUGCAUCUGAAAAGCGACCAGAGGAAGCAUCCAGAGACUGUGUUGACGAUAUUGAUUAUGUGGAUCAAAAGAAGGUGGCUGAACAGUACUGUUCAGACUCAUGGCUCUCUUUGUGCAACUUCUUCAUUUCAAUGAUACAGGAUAAAAAGUGCAAAUAGAAAUGCAAGAAUGUUGGCAAAGUUUCCUGAGUUACAACAGGCACAACUGUAUCUCAGGCAGUAUGAGGAUAAACUAUUCUAGAUAGCUCUUAUAUCUAUCAUUAGAUACAUUAUAGCUCGGAUCAAAAACAAAAUUUAAUGAAGGGCCACUCUGGAGCUGUGGGAACAGCUUGCCACUCCCUCCUCAAAGUGGGCUGCUGCUAAAUCCAUGGCCAUAACCACUAUGCACCCCACACCACUCCUACACUUCUUGUCCCCAUGGUAGCAACCUUGAGAAGGAGGGUCAGAUGAUGUAAUUCAAGUGCCCAGAUUUGAUCCAGAGUCUGGCAAUUUUUUAUAUGCACACUAUGAUGUAGAAAUCAAGGGGAAACAAACAAAGCCAACAUGUAAACAUAUUUGCAGACUUUUCUUGACACCCCCCCCCCACCAAGACAUUGCUAUGUUUCCGGUCACCAAGGAUGCUCUAUAUUUUAUUUUCCUAUAACGAAGAAUUGGUGUGUGUGUGUGUGUGUGUGUGUGUGUGUGUGUGUACAUACACACACACUACACACACACACACACAUAUAACAAUAAAUAUUGGUAUAUAAAGUGCUGUGUAAAUGUUACAUUUGGAUGUUACAAACUGUACCAAUGUACAGAUUAUGCCUUGUUAGGUGUUCCACCAACCCCCACCCUGGCUUUGUUAGGUUUAGUUCUAUGCACUUUUCAGUUAUUAUUAUUUCAGUUCUAUGCACUUUUUCAUUUUUUUAAAAAAUUCAGAACUGCAAAAAAUAAAGUUGAAUGCCUUAUC